AUGAUCGUCAAAAUAGCCAUUUUAUUAGUUCUAUGUAUUCAUUCGACGAUUGUUUCAGCAAUACGCCCUAUUAAGAACCCUUUCAAUGUUAAAGGUCGCGUGUAUUGUGAUCCUUGUCGUGUUGGUUUUGAGACUCCUGCCACCACCUACAUUGCUGGUGCCGAGGUUAAUCUGCAAUGCAAGGAUAGGAUCACAAAUGAAAUUGUAUUCAACAAGAAGGCUGAGAGUGAUUCUUCAGGAUCAUAUUCGAUCUUGGUGGACGAGAAACAAGCAAAUCAGAUUUGUGACGUUAGGCUUGUAAGCAACCCAUUACAUGACUGCAAAGAAGCCACCCCAGGCCGUGACCAAUCACGUAUUAUUCUCAAUCGCUUCAAUGGUAUUGCAACCAAUGAAAGAUUUGUCAAUAAUAUGGGUUUCAUGAAGACUAGGGUUGCGUCUGGUUGCGCAAAGAUUUUAGGCACUCUCAAGAGUUCCAUUAUGGGAAAUAAUUUUACUGAAAUUUAUCAUGUUUCUAAUUAA
Molecule: messenger RNA, 519 nt
Organism: Abrus precatorius (Indian licorice)
Lineage: Eukaryota; Viridiplantae; Streptophyta; Magnoliopsida; Fabales; Fabaceae
Product: protein DOWNSTREAM OF FLC-like
Exons: 2
Coding region: 1-519 (172 amino acids)
Source: RefSeq, a predicted model, not a curated record